Messenger RNA from Theobroma cacao (cacao), 1430 nucleotides. The record is from RefSeq and is a predicted model, not a curated record. NCBI's taxonomy places the organism in Eukaryota, Viridiplantae, Streptophyta, Magnoliopsida, Malvales, Malvaceae.
UUGAUGCAUCAUUUCGACCAUUCACCAACACAAGACAACAUCAUUAGCUCAAACCUCUAGUUGUCCGUUUCUUGAGAGAGCUGCACCACAAACAGAGAGAGAGAGAGGGCUAAGUUCCAUCUUCUCUUGGUUUUCAUCAACAAAACCAAACUCUCAUGAUUCCCUUAUAAAAAAUCAUUGUCUAUGGAAAUAAUGGGUUUUGUUCUCUAAACAGAGAGCUAAAACUAGCCGGGGGGAGGGGGGCACCAACAGAUAUGAUGGAGUCAAUGGAGUCAUGUGUCCCACCUGGGUUCCGGUUCCACCCCACAGACGAGGAGCUUGUUGGCUAUUACCUGAGGAAGAAGGUUGCAUCACAGAAGAUUGAUCUUGAUGUUAUCAGAGACAUUGAUCUCUACAGGAUUGAACCAUGGGAUCUUCAAGAGAGAUGCCGGAUCGGAUAUGAGGAGCAAAACGAGUGGUAUUUCUUCAGCCACAAAGAUAAGAAGUACCCUACGGGGACGAGAACUAACAGGGCAACCAUGGCUGGUUUUUGGAAAGCAACAGGUCGCGACAAGGCAGUGUACGAUAAAUCAAAGCUGAUUGGCAUGAGGAAGACUCUUGUUUUCUACAAAGGAAGAGCUCCGAAUGGACAGAAAACUGACUGGAUCAUGCAUGAAUACAGGCUUGAAACCGACGAGAAUGGUCCUCCACAGGAGGAGGGAUGGGUUGUUUGUCGGGCGUUCAAGAAGAGAACCAAUGGCAAUGGCCAAAGCAAGAGCAUCGAAGGGUGGGACUCGAGCUACUUCUACGAUGAACCAAGUGGUGUCAGCUCCGUGGUUGAUCCAAUCGAUUACAUCUCGAGGCAACCCCAGAGCUUUUUACCCCAAAGUUUCUUGUGUAAGCAAGAAACAGAGGCAGAUAAUCUAAACUUCAUCCACUCUGAUCAGUUCGUAGAGCUUCCUCAGCUAGAGAGCCCAUCUCUUCCAUUAAUAAAGCGGCCAAGCUCGAUAUCUCUAAUAUCAGAGAAUACCAGCUAUGAAGAAGAAGAGCAGAACCGAAUGUGCAACACCACCAAGAAAGUGACUGACUGGAGAGCCCUUGACAAGUUCGUUGCUUCCCAGCUGAGCCAAGAAGACAGAUAUGAUGGCGAAGGGGUUCCAAGCUUUGAAGCCAAUAAUAACUCAGACAUGGCAUUGCUGUUAUUACAGAGCAGUGGUAGAGAAGAAGGGAACAAGUUGAACGAGUUCUUGAAUUCAAGUUCAGAUUGUGAUAUUGGAAUAUGCAUAUUUGAUAAAUAAAGGGGAAACAUAAAUGGAGAUGAAGAAGCUUUUAUUGCUUAGUAUUAUAAAACGUUUGAUGCAAAAUGAGACAUAAUUUUGUAAAAAUAUGUUUGUGAUAUUAAUGAAGAAUCUCUCUCUCACUCUCAGAAUACAUGCAAAGCAUUCAUAUUA